AUGGCCCCCCAGACGUCCAACGCGACGUACGACUACACCCCGACCCCAGCAGCAUCGCCCGCUGCAGGCGCGCAAGCGCCAGGUAACCGCGAGUAUGUGUCCCUCUACACUGAGCACGUCCACGUGGAGCUCUUGGGCAUCAACAAACACAAGUCCAGCGGCAUCCGCGUCGCCAUCGCAGACGGCGCGAGCCUCCGUUUCCGGGCCGAGCGCAAGAUACAUGGACUCACCACGUUGUGGAAAGACGCCGUUGCCGUCCACGACCUCUCACCAGCACCUCUUGGAGUUCAGACCGCCCAGUGCGGUUUCACACGAGCGUUCAGCCAGGGGGGCCCCAAUCCGAGCUGGGCGCACGUGCGCGUGGCUUUCGGACUGAACCCGCGCACCGCCGCCGCCGCCCACAAGCACGUCAUCCAGCUCACCGCGGACACUCCCACGCACAGCUACUUCGAGGCCGACUUUAAGGCCCCUGCGAAUGAGAAACAGUCGAGCUUCAAGAUCACUUCAGCCAAAACCAACAACCGCCUCAGCCGCACCAGGCAGUUCAAGAUGAUGGACGGCACCGACAAGACAGUCAAGGAGCUUCACAACUUCUGUUCCUUGGUUGCGAAUAACGUCCCGGACAAGUUGCUCACCCCGCUGCUCAACCUCCACAAAAAGUACCCUCAGUUCAUCACGUGGGCCUCGUACGCGCCGAACACGCCCACGCAGGACACCGUGCCGUCAGCGCGCCCUUCGCCCACGGCAGAGCCCAGCGGGCCCCGCAAGCGCCCUGCAGCGGCGACGCCGACAGCCCCGGUGGCCAAGAAGCCAGCGAAGAUGUCCAAGAAGUAA
This is a messenger RNA of Prorocentrum cordatum, 834 nucleotides long. The record is from the annotation of a GenBank genome assembly. NCBI's taxonomy places the organism in Eukaryota, Dinophyceae, Prorocentrales, Prorocentraceae.